Messenger RNA from Rotaria socialis, 1188 nucleotides. The record is from the annotation of a GenBank genome assembly. NCBI's taxonomy places the organism in Eukaryota, Metazoa, Rotifera, Eurotatoria, Philodinida, Philodinidae.
AUGGUUGAUGUAUCAAUGGUAGAUACAGAAGCUGGCAGCGGAUUUAAUUAUGCAGCGCAAUACGGUGUACGACGUGGAUCAGAGCGAACUGAUGUUUAUCGAACACAAUUUGGAUCGUUAAGCGCUGAUGAAUAUCUUACGCCAAUGAUACAAACGAACCAACGAACUGAUGGUAAUGUUGCUCGACGCCUAUCAAGAAAUUCAUUUCUUAUUCCACGACAAAAUUUAGUACGUCGACAUACUGAUGAACGUGAUGAUUAUCGUAAUUCAUCACGUCAUAAUCGACAAGAUAUUCAAUCUAAAACAACUCAACGAACACAACCUUUACCGUCAUCGAUAUCAAAUAUGGAUCGACAUUUUUCAGCAGGCGGUCAUUCUCGUUCAGACGGAUAUGAUCUCAAAGAUAGUCGUGAAGAAUCAGGCUAUAUUUUUUGUUUUCUUAUCAUAUUGAGUUAUAUACUUGUCGUCAUUACAUUUCCAUUGUCAUUGUGUUUUUGUUUAAAAGUUGUACAAGAAUAUGAACGAGCUGUUAUUUUUCGGCUAGGUCGAAUCUUAGCUAAUGGAGCACGUGGACCUGGCUUGUUUUUUAUCUUGCCAUGCAUUGAUACGUACAGCAAAGUUGACCUUCGAACAGUGACUUUUGAUGUUCCACCACAAGAAAUUUUAACACGAGAUAGCGUUACCGUUGCUGUUGAUGCUGUUGUUUAUUUUCGAAUUUUUAAUGCUGUUAUUUCAAUCACCAAUGUUGAAGAUGCAGCUAAAUCAACAAAACUUCUGGCAGCAACAACCCUCCGAAAUGUUUUGGGUACUAAAACGCUUCACGAAAUUCUUGCUGAACGUGAUAAAAUCGAUACACUCAUUCAGACUAGUCUUGACGAAGCUACUGAUCCAUGGGGUGUUAAAGUUGAACGUGUCGAAGUAAAAGAUGUACGUUUACCUGUCGCAUUACAAAAAGCUAUGGCAGCUGAAGCUGAAGCGUCACGAGAUGCACGUGCAAAAAUCAUUGCGGCUGAAGGCGAAAUGAAAGCAAGUCGAGGUUUAAAAGACGCUGCCGAUAUUCUCAACGAAUCACCUAUUGCUUUACAAUUAAGACUUUUACAAACUUUAACACAGAUUGCUGCCGAACGUAAUUCAACAAUCGUCUUUCCUAUUCCUGUCGAAAUUUUACAGGCUCUAUCACGAAAGUAA